This is a messenger RNA of Pezoporus occidentalis (night parrot), 1393 nucleotides long. It is a transcript of the gene LMAN2, whose product is annotated as lectin, mannose binding 2. The record is from RefSeq and is a predicted model, not a curated record. The transcript has 8 exons. Lineage: Eukaryota; Metazoa; Chordata; Aves; Psittaciformes; Psittacidae. Gene Ontology annotation, cellular component: endoplasmic reticulum-Golgi intermediate compartment; Golgi membrane; COPII-coated ER to Golgi transport vesicle. Bases 36 to 1052 code for a protein of 338 amino acids. Gene Ontology annotation, biological process: endoplasmic reticulum to Golgi vesicle-mediated transport. Gene Ontology annotation, molecular function: D-mannose binding.
GCCGGAGGCGGUGCGCCCGAAGGCGGAAGCGGAGCAUGGCGGCCGGUGCGGGCGCGCUGCUAGCGGCCGCGGCGCUGCUGCUGGCGGUGGUCGGGCCGCGCCCGGCUCCCGCCGAGCUCACGGAUGGCAACAGCGAGCACCUGAAGCGGGAGCACUCGCUGAUGAAGCCGUAUCAGGGCGCGGGCUCCGCCGCGAUGCCGCUGUGGGACUUCCAGGGCAGCACCAUGGUCACCAGCCAGUACGUCCGUCUGACGCCCGACGAGCGCAGCCGGGAGGGCUCCAUCUGGAACCGUGUGCCCUGCUUCCUCAAGGACUGGGAGCUCCACGUCCACUUCAAGAUCCAUGGAGCCGGCAAGAAGAACCUGCACGGGGAUGGCCUGGCGCUGUGGUACACGCAGGAGCGCCUGGUGCCAGGUCCUGUCUUUGGCAGCAAGGACAACUUUCACGGACUGGCUAUUUUCCUUGAUACGUAUCCCAAUGAUGAAGCAACUGAGCGUGUGUUCCCCUACAUAUCUGCCAUGGUGAACAACGGCUCCCUGACGUACGACCACAGCAAGGACGGGCGCUGGACGGAGCUGGCGGGGUGCACUGCUGACCUGCGGAACCAGAAUCACGACACCUUCCUGGCCAUCCGGUACUCCCGCGGUCGCCUGACGGUGAUGACUGAUGUGGAAGACAAGAACGAAUGGAAGAACUGCAUUGACAUUGCAGGGGUGCAGCUGCCAACCGGCUACUUCUUUGGUGCUUCUGCUGGCACUGGAGAUUUGUCUGACAAUCAUGACAUUAUCUCAAUGAAGCUAUUCCAGCUCAUGGUGGAGCACCCCAUAGAAGAUGAGACCGUUGACUGGACCAAGAUAGAGCCUAGUGUCAGCCUCCUUAAAUCACCCAAAGACAACGUGGAUGACCCAACGGGGAACUUCCGAAGCGGGCCUCUGACAGGCUGGAAGGUGUUCCUGCUCCUGCUCUGUGCGCUGCUGGGCAUCAUCAUCUGCGCUGUGGUGGGAGCUGUGGUCUUCCAGAAACGCCAGGAGCGGAAUAAGCGUUUCUACUAGCAGCAGAGCUGGGCUGUGACCUGCACCCAGACCCAUCUUUUCUAUGAGGAGCUGUAAAUCUGUGGUUUCUAGAAGCUGUUUCUGAGAUACAUCAGAAGUAUUUUUUAUCUGUCUGUUUGGCUGUAACCCCUGCCUGGCACUUGGCAGUAGCUGGGUUGGACCGAGGGGGACGAUGCCCGCUGGGACCCUGGGGCUGUUCUGCGGGAGCCUGGAUGUCGCUCCCCGUUUUUCCAGCACUCCUCCUGCCCGAUGAGAUCUCCUGGAUGGGACCUGCCGUGCUGGGUGUGAAUGUGAGGGCUGUGGGAGGGGGCUGCGAGAGGGGCAUUAAAGGAGUGACACCA